Aspergillus wentii DTO 134E9 is the source of this 1801-nucleotide messenger RNA. Its product is annotated as GTP-binding protein RBG1. The transcript is spliced from 9 exons. The record is from RefSeq and is a predicted model, not a curated record. Lineage: Eukaryota; Fungi; Ascomycota; Eurotiomycetes; Eurotiales; Aspergillaceae. Bases 229 to 1335 code for a protein of 368 amino acids. Gene Ontology annotation, cellular component: cytoplasm. Gene Ontology annotation, biological process: cytoplasmic translation. Gene Ontology annotation, molecular function: GTPase activity; GTP binding.
UGGCCGCUCUCCGCCUGACUAACGGGCGAAUGAAGUGGCGGCCACAACAGCAGAAGAUAUUGUUCUCCGCAGGCCAAUUCUGCGACUGACGUACUGGUUCGAAUUUCUCACUUGACCCUAAUUUUUCAACCAACCUCGCCCCCAGGGACAGGCGACCGGCCAGCGUUUAUCAAUUGUCAUACUAGUUCUAGCUGCUACGAGAGGGGAUUCCUCGUAUUAACCGUCAAGAUGUCGACCACUAUUGAAAAGAUCAAACACAUCGAGGACGAGAUGGCUCGGACUCAAAAAAAUAAAAAUACGUCAUUUCACUUGGGACAAUUGAAGGCUAAGCUUGCAAAGCUAAAGAGAGAACUGUUGACACCAAGCGGUGGUGGUGGUGGCGGCGGUGGUGCCGGUUUCGAUGUUGCCCGUACCGGUGUUGCUAGUGUUGGAUUCAUUGGCUUCCCCUCCGUCGGCAAAAGUACUCUGAUGAGUAGGCUCACAGGCCAACAUUCAGAAGCCGCGGCCUACGAGUUCACAACCUUGACGACCGUGCCCGGACAGGUUAUGUACAACGGUGCUAAGAUCCAGAUUCUUGAUCUUCCUGGUAUUAUUCAAGGUGCCAAGGAUGGUAAGGGUCGUGGACGACAGGUUAUUGCCGUGUCCAAGACUUGCAAUCUGAUUUUCAUCGUUCUCGAUGUCAACAAGCCCUUGGUCGACAAGAAGGUGAUCGAGAAUGAAUUGGAGGGAUUCGGAAUCAGAAUCAACAAGCAGCCUCCCAACAUCGUCUUCAAGAAGAAGGACAAGGGUGGUCUUGCCAUCACCAACACCGUGCCCUUGACACAUAUCGACCACGAUGAAAUCAAGGCUGUCAUGAACGAAUACAAGAUCAACUCCGCGGAUAUCUCCAUUCGGUGCGAUGCUACCAUUGAUGACCUGAUCGACGUCCUCGAAGCCAAGAGCCGAAGCUACAUCCCGGUCGUCUACGCCCUGAACAAGAUCGACUCCAUUUCGAUCGAAGAGCUGGACCUGAUCUACCGUAUACCCAACGCCGUCCCUAUCAGUUCCGAGCACGGCUGGAACGUUGAUGAGCUGUUGGAGACCAUGUGGGAGAAGCUCAACCUCCGAAGAGUCUACACCAAGCCCAAGGGCCGAGCUCCUGAUUAUACAGCUCCUGUUGUGCUCAGAUCCUAUGCAUGCACAGUGGAGGACUUUUGUAAUUCGAUCCACAGAUCCAUCAAGGAGCAGUUCAAGACCGCCAUUGUGUAUGGCCGGUCCGUCAAGCACCAGCCCCAGCGAGUUGGACUUUCGCAUGAGCUCGCAGACGAGGAUAUCGUGUCGAUUAUUAAGCGAUAAGGGUUUUCGGAUGAACCUAAAAACUGACGCCCGCGUGCGUCGCGAAGAAAGCGCCGUGGCGAAUCACGCUCAUGAGGGAGAGUGGUCAGUGUCGAUGAUGCCUUUGUUGGGUAUGCUGUCAAAAAUGUCAAACAAAAUGUUCAACAGGCUCGGCUCUUGGUCUUGUGCGACAGAUCUCCGCGAGAUGCCGCGUAAAAAUUUGAAGAGGGGGUGGGAUGCGCACGGGCUGCAAGCUCCCUAGCGGGCCUGGAUUUGCUCGCUAGGAUAUAGAUGGCUGAAUCAUGGGGUAGCAUAUGGACAUGCUAUUGUGAUAUGACGAUAUUCCAUCGAUUGCAGUUUUUUAAGGGGGGGAGAAAGGAAGAAGUGUGGGCAGGGGUUUUCUUUUUCUUUUUCUUUAACUUGUUCCCUUGGAGUUGGAGAAAGCAGUCCGGUGGGAAGGAGUUCCGAUAUAGGAGCGCAAAAAGGG